This is a messenger RNA of Plodia interpunctella (Indianmeal moth), 4711 nucleotides long. RefSeq lists its product as uncharacterized. Bases 83 to 3682 code for a protein of 1199 amino acids. NCBI's taxonomy places the organism in Eukaryota, Metazoa, Arthropoda, Insecta, Lepidoptera, Pyralidae. The record is from RefSeq and is a predicted model, not a curated record. The transcript has 20 exons. Gene Ontology annotation, biological process: regulation of post-transcriptional gene silencing.
AAUAUUUGGUUAGGUUAUUUGCCAGCUGUUUUCAUGUUUUGUCCGGUAUCUUAAAUUUAUUUUCCGAGAAAUUUAAACUAAAAUGGAUGAAAUAGAAUACAAACUAAACACAAAUAAUAGUGUUUUAAUAGUGAAUGCCAUCGACAAAUUGAUAUGUACUAUAAAAUCUAAAUAUAAACCUGGCGAAAGACAGAAGUUUGUUCUUGAGAAUGAAGAAUUGAAAUUUUUGAGGGAGAAGUGUUCUUCAAAGAAUGCUAUGGUGAGCCACACGGCUUGUCAGGGUCUCCUGGCCCUGGUAGAGCUGGGUGUUAUGGACAUUGGCCAGACAAUGUCGAUCGUUGUGACCCUUCUUCCCAGUGCACACCAUCAUUCUGCCAUUAUCUCCACAAUGUCUGGCCUAAUGAUCCUAGAUCUGAAGUCCCGUCUAGUGCCCGGCCAGCCUUACAAGUGCCAGUUCGGUCUUAAGUCUCCACAGCACCCAUUCAUAACUGUGUUGGAGAAGAACAAAGCAGAAGACGAAGUGUUGGUACAAAUGCAUGCGUUGUGCACACAUCCUGACUAUAUAGUGUCAUCAAACAGCUUGGAGCUCCUCCGGCCGGUGUUCCUGUGGCUGACAUGCAACCCUCGCCGCAGUGGCAGUGUCAGGCCGUGGCAGCUUCUCCUGAGCUUGCCGCAGUCUACUGCACAAUCCUCACUGCUGCUUGCCUGUCUCUCAUGUCAGCAGAUAUGCAACCCAGAUUUGGUGGAGCAGGCGUUCGCAGCAUACUCAAUAGUGACGGAGGCAGCACUGUACAAGCAGGACAGUGAUCAAGUGGAAGCCCUGCUACCGAUGAUAACCAGGAUCUCCAGAGAACUAGUGAAACAUGGCCGCGACCCCCGGCAGUGCUACAGCCUCACGUCGCGCUGCGCAGACGCAGACGCGAGCGCCGCGCUGUGCUGUGCUGUGCUGUGCUGUGCUGAGCUGGCGCGCGCGCUGCCCGCCGCCGCCGCUCUGCAUCUGCACGAGUUGUUCGCUAGGGCCCUCGACAUAAUAGAAAAAUACGAAUGCUGCAACAUAUCUCUUAACAUGUUCGUGGCGCUCUCUCUACAGUGGCUCCAUCUACCGUCCUACCUAACCUCGUCGGCCUUGAAAGUAGCUUCAAAGAUAAUUGACAUUUACCAAUCAAAUAAUAAAGAAGACAAUCGCUUGCACAUGCCUAAUCUAAAAGCGAAUAAAGUCUUCCAAACUUUAUUAUACACAGACAGCAAGUUAUACGUCACAUUUAAAUUGUUAGAGACGUGGGAGCGUGUGAGAGAUAACCCGGAUAAAUUAAAAAGUUGGUUCGAUUCUUUGGAUAGAUUAGACGAAGAAUUAAAAUUUGAAUUGUUACCAUUUUUGCUUGGUGUUGCUAUGGACAAGAGGAAUGAUGAUUGGUUUGAAGAUAUAAUAGUUAGGGCUUUGAGAAUGGUUGUGGGGUUGGUGGAUAAGAAGAAGGAGGCAUCUGUUAUGCUGUUGCCGGUGUUGGUGUAUAAGAUCGCAAAUGACAAAUCGCCGAGAGUGAAAAUGGAAUGUUUGAAAGCACUACCGUUGAUGGCGAAGACAAAGGAAAACGUGCCCACAAUAGUGGCGAUACUGAAUUCGUUGAAGGCCGGCAAAGGGGCGCCCGUCUCUUUCCUUAUCUCACUGUACACUACGUUGGCUGAAACACAGGUGCGUUGCUUCCCGUACCUGCAAGAGUUGCUGGUGGAGCCCGGCGCCGGGAGACCGGACGAGCCCAAGUGGGAGGUGGAGCUCGCCAGGGCCGAGGCUGUUGACAGGAUUUGUGAACUCAGGCCGUCGAGCCACGGCCUGGAGUUGGUGCCGACGUUGUCGUCGAUCCUGAACGCGGGAUGCGCAGGCGCAAGCGUGCGCGCGCUGCACGCGCUGGCGCGGCUGUGGCGCGCGCGCAGCCUGGCCGUGCGCGGCGCCUGGCGCGCGCUGCAGCGGCGGCUCCUCCGCGACGCCAGGCCUCUGCUGCAGGUCAGUCUGUGCCGCCUCCUGUCCGAAAUCCCCGCGCUCCGCGUGUCAACCCCAGAGUUCGACAAACUGAUCAGUGAAGUCACCUGCAAACUGUGGACGUACAUCGCGGAUUCUAAUCAACCCGAUGUUGUGGAAGCGGCGUGCGAUGCGCUGGCGCAGUUUAAGAUUACUGAUUAUAAACUUAAAGAUAUUCCCGAGGUAUACCGUCGUUCAGUGAAAUUGCCGUCAUCAUAUUGUAAGACUCCAGCAGAUGCUGCCAGAAAGCCCGAAGAUGUAUUAGACUAUGUGCCAUGCGAAGUGUGGCCAGAAGUGUACAAAUACACCAACCAAUUCGCUUUGAACGGUAUCGAGCGAUUGUGUACCAAACUGAUAGAAAGAGAGAUCAAGGGUUACCGCAGCGGCGUGUACCAACAUGACGCGCGUGCGGAACCUCAGAGUGCUGGUUACCUGCCCGCCAGCAGCGUCGCCAGGGGACUGUUGGAUUGCUUUAGGAAACAGACAACUUCACCAUGUUACGAAUUCCCCGACUCGGUCCUACUCUCAAUCCUAAACACACUGACAGCGGAGUACCCCCGCCCGCUGCCGCCGGUGGACAUGUGUUACCUCCACGAGGCUAUACACCGAGGCGAGGCGUGGAAAGCCGGGUGUUUGAUGCUAGCGGCGAGGCAGGCGCAGACCUCGGCCUCGGCGAGGCGGCUGUUGGAGAAUUAUUUGCAGGGCAUCGAUCCAGGAGCCACUGAACAAUCGGAUAUAAUAUUAGUAUUCGAGCUACUCCCAAUUCUCUGUCGUGGCGUGCCCCCCAACUCUCUGAGAGGACCAAUAGAACGCUGUCUUGCCGAAUCUUACUCCGUGAUAGCCAGGACUAAACGAGCGCACGGCACAGAAGAGCCACUAUUCGUAAAGCAGCUAAAUUACAUCAGACAAGCACUGGAAAGCGACAAGAUACACGACGCAAAUAGGACACUACUCUCUCAGAUUGUGGAGCAUUACUUCUCUAUUAUCUCUGACGAUAAUGUGGCGUGGCCUACUUACGUCCAAACUUGCCGCACGCUUUCCACCAAAUAUCUCGAACGUAUGACGUCACCGACCAGCUGGUGGGAGAACACAGUGGAAUUAGUUCGCAAAUCCACCGCAGUUAGAGUUGCUGUGGCUAUAGAGAGCGCUAGUCUCGUCUGGCUUAAUGAACUUAUCGAUGCUCAGAGUAGUAUGGUUGUCGUACACGAGUACAGCGUAGAAUGCAUGAUCCCCGCGCUACAAGCCGCAGACCGCGACGCGCCGGCGACUGUGGAAUGGUUCUUACAACUAAUGGCGCGAACGCAAGUCGCUUUCCAUGAGACCGAAAACCAAUCCGCUAAGCAGUACCUCUGCAAUCUAGUUAUGAUAACGACAGCCAUAUUCAGCGGCCACUGGUCAUUAUCAGCAUCUCCAUGCACUAGUGACGUCACGCUAAUGUUACCAGCUGCGACUGCGCAACUGUUUCAGAGGGAAGCUUGGCAGAAUUCUACAAGACAGAUGUUGGAAUGGCUGAUCCACACUCGGGAUAACAUCGGCUGUUGUAGUACAGCCCUCAGCUGCCAGAGGGCGCUACUGGCGACCAGGCAUACGGCCCCCUUCAUGCAGCACAACAUUUGGACUAGGCUGGAAAGCUACUUUGGCAAACAUGCUGUAGAAGUGGAUAUGUAGAUAUCAUAAUGUAUAUACUUCCUCGAUGUUGCUGUAAUAUUCUAUAAAUACCUCUUUGAAAAAUAAAAAGGCGUGGCGAAACAUUUUAUUUCAAACAAGACGUUUUAUUUUCUUGUUCAAAACGUAUUAUCGUCUAGGCAUCUUAAAUCGAAAUAUAUUUGUAUUUUGAUUAUUUAAGACGCAUUUAUACUGACUGUGUAACGCGAAUGCGCGCUCUUUUUUGUAUGACAAUGCAACGCAAGAAACGCACGCGCAUGUGUUUCAGUUAGUGUAAACGGUUAUGCAAAGGCCGGUGCACACAUCGGCCUUUAACCAGGGAAUGCCUGCUAUCACUUUCACGGGUUUUUGGAAUAGGUUUCCAAAGCCGUUCGGUGCUAUAACCCGUUCAAUUUGCUUUGGUAAGCGCUAUAUCAACGUCUACAAAACCCUUUCUUUGAGGUAAGUCGUACGAAGGGGGGGUUCAGAUAGCAGGCUAAUUUAUGCUUUAAGCUCAGGCCAUACGGUCUUAAUUUGAAUAAAUUGCAAUGCACAACAAAUACCUAUUAAGCGCGUGCGGUAAAACGGUGCGUAAUUAUUUACACGAUUCAAUGUGUCGUUUCGUGUCUUUUAGGCUCUUCACACACGGAGCUACGCAAAUUUGCACAGGAGCGGGGUGUGAUGAAAACUACACCCCUCUCCCCCCGCAGGCAUUUAAGGGGAAAGCCAAACAGAGUAAGCGCUAUAACGUACGGGUUACCCCUUCGAAAGAGUUAGCCAUAUCAUAUGGGAAAUCCUUUAAAAGGGUCACAAUGUGGGAUAGUCAUUGGAUUGGGUUAGCCAUUGAACAGGUUACACAAGAAUAUGGGAAACCUUUUCAAAAGAUUAAAAAAACGAACGGCUUGUCCGGUCCCUGCCUUUAACAUAACUAUUUAUACAAUGGUGCCUAAUAAAUAUAACAAAUAUGGAGCAGCGUUACUGUAUAAAACUUUUGUAAAAUCUGAAUAUAAUGUGCCUAAAUAUUGUUUAAAUAAAUAAAAUACUUGUUUGUUA